AUGUCUAGACGAUACGACGGGCGUACGACAACAUUUUCGCCCGAAGGUCGCCUAUUUCAGGUAGAAUACGCUAUGGAGGCCAUUAACAAUGCAGGGUCAGCUGUAGGUAUUCUUGCGAAAGAUGGCAUUGUGAUUGCAGCGGAGAAAAAGACGAUAUCGAAGCUGCUGACACCUAGCAAAACUAGCGAAAAGACGAUAAAGCUAGACGAGCAUCUAAUUUGUGCCGUAGCUGGUCUUACGGCUGAUGCCGAAAUACUUGUCAACUACGCGCGUUUGUCGGCGCAGCGCUACGAGUUGGCAUACCAGGAGAAGGAGCCAUGUGAGCAAUUGGUGCAGACCGUAUGCAAUUACAAGCAGGCAUACACCCAGUUUGGUGGACAGCGCCCUUUUGGUGUGUCCUUUUUGUACGCUGGCUGGGAUCGCCACCACGGCUUUCAGUUAUACCACAGCGAUCCCAGUGGAAAUUACGGCGGCUGGAAGGCUACCGCCAUUGGCGCCAAUAAUCGUGCUGCUAAGAGCAUGCUGAAGAGCGAAUAUGAGGAGGGCAUGACGGUGGAAGCAGCGCUGGCGUUUUCAGUAAAAGUCAUGAACAAGACUAUGGACUCGACCACUCCAAGCGCAGAAAAGCUUGAAUUCACAACAGUCACGCGUGGUGCCAAUGGUAAAGUUGUACACCGCCAACUCACCGAGAAGGAGACGGAUGAACUAUUACAAAAGGCGGCUGUGGACACGGCAUCUUCGGGUGACAUGUAA
Molecule: messenger RNA, 753 nt
Organism: Plasmopara halstedii
Lineage: Eukaryota; Oomycota; Peronosporomycetes; Peronosporales; Peronosporaceae
Product: proteasome subunit
Exons: 3
Coding region: 1-753 (250 amino acids)
Biological process (GO): ubiquitin-dependent protein catabolic process
Cellular component (GO): cytosol; proteasome core complex, alpha-subunit complex; nucleus
Source: RefSeq, a predicted model, not a curated record